Molecule: messenger RNA, 306 nt
Organism: Cylicostephanus goldi
Lineage: Eukaryota; Metazoa; Nematoda; Chromadorea; Rhabditida; Strongylidae
Source: the annotation of a GenBank genome assembly
AUGCUGUUUGGAAUAAGUAAUUCUUCUCAAUCUGGUUUUGGUAGCUCUUCAUUUUUGUUUCUAGCAGAAACCGAACAACAGGAGGCAUGCAAAAAAUUCGAAGAUAUCAGUGCAUUGGCGAAGACUGAGCUUAAAGACCUGAAAAAACGCCGUGUAUUGGCGUUUAAGAAAAACCUCGCUGAUCUUGCGGAUCUAGAGAUCAAGCACGCCAAGGUGAGCUUUCUAUUUUUUCGGGCACGGCUUUGUUGGAAAAAAAAUGUUUGCUCUCGAACGGCUCCAAUGAAUGAGAAUGCAAGUUGUACGUAG